Molecule: messenger RNA, 1524 nt
Organism: Entrophospora sp. SA101
Lineage: Eukaryota; Fungi; Glomeromycota; Glomeromycetes; Entrophosporales; Entrophosporaceae
Source: the annotation of a GenBank genome assembly
AUGCUCGCUAAGGAUAAAUUAUGGAUAGCAGGUAUUUCGGGUGGUCCUGAUAGCAUGUUUUUAUUAGACAAGUUGCGACAAGAAAAUUAUAAAAUUAUUGUCGCUCAUGUUAACUAUAAAAGAAGGGUCGAUAGUGAUUUUGACGAAGAAUUGGUUAAACAAUACUGCCAAAAAUUUUCUUUACCGUUAGAAGUUUAUCAGGUACCAAAUUCGGAAUAUAACUACGUCAGUAAUUUUCAGGAUAAAGCCCGCCGAAUUCGCUAUAACUAUUUCCAAAAAAUAGCCGAUAAGUAUCAAACCAAAUAUAUUGUAGUGGCACAUCACCUAGACGACCAUUUAGAAACUUAUUUACUACAAGCCCAAAGAAAAUCGUUACUUGAAUACUGGGGAUUACCUACAAGUAUUCCCAACAUUAGUUUUCGGGAAGUAGGCGGUUUACAAGAAGCCAAGGAGGAAUUGGGGGAAGUGGUAUCUUACUUUCGUAAUCCGCAAGUCUUUUGGCAACGGGGUGCUAAAGUCCCCAAAGGGGUAUUAUUAGUCGGUCCGCCAGGGAACGGCAAAACUUUAUUAGCCAAAGCGUUGGCAGGCGAGUGUAAAUUACCUUUUCUGUUCCGUUCCGGUUCGGAAUUUGAAGAAAUGGUGGUCGGUUUAGGGGCACGACGAGUGCGAGAACUUUUCCGCAAAGCCCGUAGUUAUCCCCAAGGCUGUAUCAUUUUCAUUGAUGAAAUUGACUCCAUUGGCAAAAAACGUCAUUCCCACCAGAGCAAUGAUUUAACUUUGAACCAACUGUUAAAUGAAUUAGAUGGUUUUCGACCCCGCGAUAAUAUUAUUAUCCUGGCCGCCACUAACUCGCUCAAUGUGCUUGAUAGUGCUCUAUUACGCCCUGGAAGGUUUGACCGUCAUAUUUACAUUCCGCCCCCUAAUUUGAAAGGUCGCCGCGAAAUUAUUGGCUUAUGUGCUAGUAAACUCUCCCUCUCUCCUAGUCUUGACUUGGAGGAAAUUGCUUCGAUGACCAGGGGAUUUAGUGGUGCCCAAAUAACUAAUAUGUUUAAUGAAGCGUCCAUUUUAAGUAUCCGCUAUAAUAAAAAAACCAUCGACCAAGAAAUAUUUUUUGAGGCUUUUGACCGCGUACUAAUGGGUCCUUCUUUGGUUAGUCAAACUCUAACCCCGGCCAAAAGAAAGAUAAUUGCCUAUCACGAGGCUGGUCAUGCCGUUAUCGGAAUGAGUUUGCCGGAAACUACGGUGAAAAAAAUUACUAUUAUUCCCCGAUGGUCGGCAGGCGGCGGUCGGGCCAGUGAAGAAUUAGUUUUUGGACUGGAUUAUAUCACUAUGGGGGCUUAUAGUGAUUUCAAACAAGCCUCCACGAUUAUUCGGGAUUUAAUUUUAAUUUAUGGGAUGUCAGAUUUAGGAAUUAUUCCGACUCAGGAGUCUUUUUUUUCGGGUGAGGAAGUCCCUUCCGAACUACCCGAGACUACUAAGCAAAAAAUUGAGAAUGAGCGAGAAAAGAUUCUGGAAAACUGUUGA